AUGAAGAUUGCAAUCGCAGAUGUGUUUGCAGGUAGUCGCCACCGUUACUAUAUGUGGCACAUAAUGACUAAGGUUAGCGAGAAAGUGGGAGCUGAGACGUCAAAGAAUAAUGAGUUCCGACGGGCAUUGAAUAGUGUUAUGUGGAACGAGAAAUCAACGAGAACAGAAUUCGAGAUUGGGUGGAAAACAGUAAUUGGAAAAUACGGCGUACAUGAAAACCGAUGGCUAACCCGUAUGUACGAGGAGCGUGCGUCAUGGGAACCCGCAUUUUUCGAUGAUGUGUUCAUGGGUGGGCUACUACGUAACACUUCCCGUUCAGAGGCGGAGAAUAGGAUUUUCCAGGGUAACAUGAACAAACACUUAUGCCUGGUAGAAUUUUUCAGCCGUUUUGAGCGUGCGGUAAGAAAACAACGAAAAAACCACCUAGAACUAAGCGCAAGUUGCACCAGACAUACCCCAGUUUUUGAGACCCUCCUACGCAUUAAGCGAUUAGCAGCAGCAGUGUACACACUGACUAUUUUUUAUGAGGUCCAAAAUGAAAUAAGUGCCGGGUGUUUUAAAUGUCGAGUUCGAGCAUUCACCGAGGCAGAAGGGUUGAAGACAUAUGUGGUUGAGGAUGAAAACGAACAACGAUACACAUUUAUAGUGCAAGAUGGGAGCAACAUAGAAUGCACAUGCAGAAUGUACGCAAGAAUUAGACUCCUUUGUAGCCAUGUUUUUGUCGUACUCAAAGAUGAACAUAUCGAUGACAUCCCCCCACAACAUAUAACACCCCGAUGGGCACGAGAAGCAGUUAAGCACUCCCCCACUGAUAGGGACGAAGAUAAACAGAAUGGUACCAAUAAUUUGGCGCACGGCAACAAUGAAGAAGGAUAA
Ipomoea nil (Japanese morning glory) is the source of this 876-nucleotide messenger RNA. RefSeq names its product protein FAR1-RELATED SEQUENCE 7-like. The transcript has a single exon. Gene Ontology annotation, molecular function: zinc ion binding. Gene Ontology annotation, biological process: regulation of DNA-templated transcription. NCBI's taxonomy places the organism in Eukaryota, Viridiplantae, Streptophyta, Magnoliopsida, Solanales, Convolvulaceae. The coding region runs from base 1 to 876 and encodes 291 amino acids. The record is from RefSeq and is a predicted model, not a curated record.